Messenger RNA from Coregonus clupeaformis (lake whitefish), 1973 nucleotides. RefSeq names its product palmitoyltransferase ZDHHC16B. Lineage: Eukaryota; Metazoa; Chordata; Actinopteri; Salmoniformes; Salmonidae. Gene Ontology annotation, cellular component: Golgi apparatus. Gene Ontology annotation, molecular function: palmitoyltransferase activity. The record is from RefSeq and is a predicted model, not a curated record. The coding region runs from base 181 to 1263 and encodes 360 amino acids. The transcript is spliced from 10 exons. Gene Ontology annotation, biological process: protein palmitoylation.
ACGUCUCGAUAAUUUUUGACACAAGAAAAUAAGAUAGGCUGCAUCCGCGCGCGAUUUAUAAUGUUUUGCUCACUUUGCUAAAUCUCGUUGAGUGUAGCUAACAUUUCACAGUUAUAAUGACUUGAAUGUCAAUGCAUUUAACCUAGCUGGUCCUAUCAUUUCUGAAGAUAAGACGGGGGCAUGCGCAGCUGGAGGUGGCAGUUCUCCAGGAUGAUGCGCCUGUGCCUGCGCUGGUGCCGGCUGUGCCCUAAGCGAGGGGGGCGCCCCAGCAAGCCCCGGAGGAAGCUAGGAGAGGUGUGGAGUUACUGGAAGCUGCUGCUCAACUCCCUCUACUUCAACAGCCUCACCAACUCUGACACCUACCUGGACUGUGUCUUUGAACCUGUCUACUGGAUAGUCGACAAUGUGACUCGCUGGUUUGGGGUGGUGUUUGUGUGCCUGGUGAUUGCCCUCACCAGCUCUGUGCUGGUUGUUGUCUACCUGUGCCUGUUGCCUGUCAUCCUCAACACCUACCCACUGCAGUGGAUCGUCUGGCACCUCACCUACGGCCACUGGGUCCUAAUGAUGGUCCUCUUCCACUACUACAAGGCCACCACCACUUCCCCUGGACACCCACCACAGGUUAAAAGUGAUACACCGUCAGUGACCAUCUGUAAGAAAUGCAUCGUCCCCAAGCCAGCCAGGACUCACCACUGCGGCAUCUGCAACACGUGUAUUCUGAAGAUGGAUCACCACUGUCCUUGGCUCAACAACUGUGUGGGCCACUUCAACCACCGCUACUUCUUCUCAUUCUGCCUCUACAUGACCAUGGGCUGCAUGUACUGCAGCGUCAGCUGCAAAGGCAUGUUCAUAGAGGCCUACAACGCUGUCGAGAGCUACUAUCAGACUCCACCACCACUGUUUUCCUUCAGGGAAAAGAUGGUCCACAAGAGUGUCAUUUUCAUUUGGGUGCUAACAAGUUCGGUGGCAGUUGCUCUGGGAGGUCUGACACUGUGGCAUGCUAUCCUCAUCACCCGAGGAGAAACCAGUGUGGAGAGACACAUCAACAAGAAAGAGGUCAGACGUUUAAAGGAGAAGGGAAAGGUGUUCCGAAAUCCAUACCACUAUGGGAAAAUAAACAAUUGGAAAGUUUUGUUUGGUGUGGAGGAAACAAGUCACUGGUUGACCAGAGUCCUUCUGCCGUCUAGGCAUGUUCCCCAUGAAGACGGACUGGUAUGGGAAUUCCCUCGGGCUCUCACCAGAAGAGACCUUAUGACCAUCUAACCUCCCACACUACUCACUGCUGCUGGCCAGUUUCUCAUCUCCACACUAUGGGCCAUAGUCACUGCUAUAGCCCUGGCCCCUGGAUGGUGGGGUGGACAGAGGAAUUAUUGUAGCCUCUGAGGAGUGAACUAUUUGGUGUUGAUUGUGGCCCAUGAGUCCAGGCACCGCCGAGUGUUUGGGGGACCUUAAUCUGACCUCCAGUCACUGUCAUGUGAACUGAUGGUCCUGUCUUUUCAACUGUUGUCCUGUCUAGUGAACUGAUUUGAUAUGUUUUUGUACUGUUAGGCAUGUUGUCCAAAGUUGACAUGAAUUGUGUGCUUUUUAAUUGUACUGAAGUCACAGAAGAAGCAGUUUGGACUUUUUCAGUGCCAAAGAACAGCUUUCCACCAAAGGCUAGGUUCGAACUAGAUAACCACACGCCUUGGCCAUUGUCCAUCUAUGGGUGAGUAGUCUGGAGUCUUUUUGACAGAAUUAUAUAAACAAUUAAUAUUAUCAUUCAGGCUCUAGUCUAGAUCAUGGUGCUCAUGUUACUGAGCAGUGCCCCGGUCAUAUUAGGAAUUGUCUAAAGAGUGCUAUGUGCCUUGUUAAGUUAAAGAUUUAACAGGUGUUCUAUUUGUUAAUUAUCAGGCACUAAUGGUCCCCUGUAGCUCAGUUGGUAGAGCAUGGCACUUGCAACGCCAGGUUUGUGGGUUCGUUUCUCAUGAGGGGCC